UCAACUUUUUUUUGUUUUUUGUUGAUCAAGACAUCUCAAUUUUGCCAUUGAUGGUGUAUCGUACGAAAAUUCAGUAAUAUUUUCGAGUAAAUAGUUUAAAAUGCCGGUUUAUGAAACAGCCCCUGUAGUGUUGGAAAUUGGAACAGCUUACACCAAGCUAGGCUUUGCUGCCGAUUCCUAUCCAAGAUUCAUAAUACCAACCGAAACGUAUGAUGUCGACACUAAAACAACGAAAAAGCUGUUCGAUUACACGUCCAAAACAGAACUGUACGAGCGUAUGGUCGAGUUUAUUCAAAAGUUAUUCUUUAAAUAUGUGCUAGUCAGUCCGAAAGAACGAAAAGUGGUCAUAGUGGAGAGUGUUUUGUGUCCAACGGAUAUACGUGAAACAUUAGCUAAAGUCCUCUUUCGUCAUUUCGAGGUAUUGUCUGUAUUGUUCAUACCCACCCAUUUGGUUGUUCUGUCAACGCUGGCGGUAGAAACAGCCUUAGUUAUUGACAUUGGUAACAAAGAGGCAACCGUAAUACCAGUUUACUGUGGGGUCCAGGUAUUGCACGCAUGGCAAGCACAGGCAAUUGCCGCAGAAGCAGUCCACGAUGACAUAAAGAGACAAUUGAUCGAGAGUGGAAUCGACCAGGCACUGCUAACUCCAGAAAUUAUUGAAGAUGUCAAAGUUCGAACAUGUUUUGUCACAACCUACGAACGAGCACAAAAGUAUCGAAACGAUGAUCCACCCAUGCCGUGCCCAGACGUACAAUAUUCGAUAAAUGGGAAAAAGGACAUAAAAAUCAGUGGUAAACUGCGCGAAACAGCAUUCGAAGUUAUGUUUCCCGAGGACAACGAUCAUCUCGGAUUGCCGUACAUCAUCCUGGAUACGAUACUCAAAUGUCCACUGGACAUACGGCGAGAAUUGGCGGAAAAUUUGUUUCUUAUCGGCGGAUCGACAAUGGUUAUGGGAUUGAUGGCUCGAUUGAAAGUCGAACUGUUGGAGCUGCUCAAAUCGGACAUGUAUAAAAACAAAUUGUUUCUCGAUUCGGUCAAAUUUCAUACGGCUCCGGCGAAAGCGAAUUUUACUGCUUGGUUAGGAGGUUCAAUUUAUGGCGGAACAGAUCUGGUCCAAUCACGAUCACUAACUCGCGAGGCCUACUCAAAAACCGGUCGGGUGCCCGAUUGGUCGACGGUAGAGGAGAAUCGAUUCAUCGGUCAAUAAACAUAUGCAAAUGUAAUGUCAAUCGUAAACGAUUCCAUAAUAAAACGAUUAUUUAUUUACCUU
Messenger RNA from Bradysia coprophila, 1270 nucleotides. It is a transcript of the gene Arp10, whose product is annotated as Actin-related protein 10. NCBI's taxonomy places the organism in Eukaryota, Metazoa, Arthropoda, Insecta, Diptera, Sciaridae. The record is from RefSeq and is a predicted model, not a curated record.